AGACUCAGAGCAGACUUUUUGUACAGAUCUCCCCUCCCCCGCACAUUGCUCUUGAUAGCUACGUUUACUAAUAAUUUCGCUUUCAUUACAGAAGACCACACCGUUAUUGAUUUCCUUCUUACCUUGAUCUUUCCGUUUCCUCGGAUUGAACACGAAGACCAACUUUACUAGAUGUGUUUGUCUUUGUUGUAGCAACGGGCGCUCUAGACCUAGGAAGGUACUAGCAAGAAUCUAUGGUCUCUCCCCUUGUGGAGUUUGCGCGUCAGUGGUCGCAGGAGAUUCCGUUUUGCAGGACCAGGUGACGAAGAUGCGGCGCAACAUGUAAAGUGGUCGUUCACAGCACGCAGGAGGUGAACGGCCCGGCUCUGCACCAAUCAGAACCUCGCCCGGACGGUGCUCGAGCGCAAUGCUUGAAGUUGAACCAACGCAGAAGCCUCCGACGGUGGCAGAUGUGGGCUCCACGACUAGCAGCACGUUUUUGUACACCUGGGGUCCGAGCACGAAUUUGCAGCUGGGUUACCUGAAAUCCGGGAGCCGAGGGCAGAUUGUGCCCAAGCGGGUGUCUUUCUUGAAAUCUCAGGGUGGUGGAGGUGGAAAUGAAGAGCAUUCGGCCUGUGACGGUGCUUUUUAUGAAAUAUGCAGCGGCAAAUACCACACCGUGUGUGCCGUGGUCGUGCCCUCUCAUCAUGAAGGUUCUACGGCUGAAGAAGAUCUUGGUUUUGCAAAAGCUCCGCCGGAGAAGGACAAAAGGCAUCUUCAUGGGACAAGAGCUACGAGGAAGCAGGACCUGCAGAAGAAUCGACGAGAUUCGCCUAUAACGGUUUUCACAUGGGGCACGCAGUCAGAUCGGUAUCCGCGGCUUGGCCGAGCGGGAGGAGCUUCGGACGAACUUCCGAAUUUGUUGAAUAUUCACAAUUCAGUGCUCCGACCACUCGGCGGACAGAGCAGUUGCUGCCACGUGGCACGAAUUGCGUGCGGACGGGAUCACACUGUCAUGCUGGUUCGUGCAGGAGGAAAAGGAACAUUUGGCGGUCCGCAUGCGGCUGGCUAUACUAGUGUCGCGGCUUGCUCGUUCACCGCAGCGGCAGGUCGCGGAAACAAGAGCAGCGCGCUUCUCAUUGGGUUCGGCAGCAACGAGCAAGGACAGCUUCUCUUAGACAAAACUGAGAGGCCACAGGUGCCCGCGCCGAUUUGCCUGCCACAUGAGGAUUUUGUUUCGUUCGGCGGAUCAUCAACGGGAUCGUGCAAUGCGGAAAUCGUAGACCUUGCCUGCGGUGCGUUUCAUACAGCCGUUUUGAUAAAUUCGACGACGAGCAGUGCAGCCCCACAAUGCAGCAGCCGGGUACUGUAUCAAUUUGGGGCUUUUGCGGCAACUUCGAGGGUUAGCUCCAGCUCUGGCGCUACCAAUUCGCUGCCCGCUGCGAAGGCAGCUGCAGGCGAGCGCGACAAUCGCGCAGGAGGUGGAAUAAACAGUGUUGACAACUACAACCAGAAACUCCCUGCAGCGUUCGAGGUGUGCGAAAGAGUGAUCAAUUUUUUCCAACAGAGUCAACUACCCAAAUCCGGGAAAAAAGCCAAGGGGGAAGUGGAUCUAAUCCACUCUGCUACCUUGUCGUUGAUUCAGCAAUUUCAGUUUCCCGAGGAAAGGACAGCGGCGUGGUCACCGCAGGAACAGAUCGACACCGACAUUUCCAACAAGCUGGUGGUGGAAGGAAACAUCACUGCACUAGUGGACGACAGUGGGCUUUCCGUGUCCGUUUGGCGAAAGAAUGAAUUCGACAAGCGGAAAGUAAAGAUACGGUUUCCAUCAGCGUCAACCUCACAUCACGGCAGUAGAAUGACCUCCGAGCAGGACAUGUUCAUGAUGCAAGGCCCCACUGCAGAUGCAGAUGUCCCAGACAUUGGUCGUAGUACGGACUUCGAUCUGUAUCCCGGCGGCCGACCCCGAAUUCGGAAAUUGUUUCUCUUCCACCGGGCACAUGGCAUCGUGGACAUCGGCUGCCUAGAUACACGAGGGCGCUUUUGGUGCGCAUUAGUCUUCGCAUGGAGCAGUUCGGUUUCCGUUUCAUCUCAGAUUGCGAACAAUUCAACGUCCACCUCGUCGAACUUAUUCUUCGAGCCGCUGUUUGAAAACGUGCGCAGCAUCGUCAGCUUCAACGCAGAGCCGUCGCACGACGACGUAGAAGAAACAGCAGCAGCGUCAAGGCCGGCCUCCAGUGCAGCAAGCCCCGCUAGCGUACAGCUCGCAGUCGAGUACGUGAUGGUUAUAGAUUUAGAACGAAGCAGUAGCAGAGAGAAAAGACAUGCUGAUGCUCAACAUCGACACGUCGAAGGGGCAGGAGAGAACGACACUAGUGCGGCAGCUGCCGAAGCCGAGAGGACUGGGCGGCUUGCGGAAGUGGAGGAAGAUCGGAUUCUGGUUGUCGGUAAAGGAGCCCCGCAGGCGGAUAAACAGGACGACGGGCAUAAGUCUUCGUUCAUGUAUACGUCCUCUCAGGAAGAUCCUCCGCUACCGGCGCAGGCACUCGUUUCUGUGGUAGUCGAAAUGGCAUUCGGGGUGACCACAAGGCCUGCUGAGUCUGGUACAAGCAGGGUUGACGGGGGGCAAAACCAAACGCAAUUUGCGAGGGCCAAGACGAGCGUAAAGAAAAUCGAUUUGAUCCCGACUCUACACACGGGGUGCGAACUGCAAACAAUAAGCGCUACGGUUUCCGGGGUCUCGGCUGCCGAGCACGCCACUGGUAAUGCUAGUAGUGCAGGUCCUCCAGGUUCCUCCUUUUCCUCGGCCGUAUUGCAAAACGUAAGAGCUCAGGAGGUCCUACAGUUGCAGAGCAGCUUCCGGCUUCCUGAGGUAGAAGCGCACUUGGAGCAAGUGUCUGAGAAGUGGCGGCUUUCCAGGUUUGAAGAUUUCCACACACAGCAGCACUACGAACACCUGCUGUAUGACGAAAUGCAUCUUGAUCAUGAUUUUGGGGGAUAUGAUUUCCAUGCCGAGAUGAACGCUUUCAGUUUUGGUGGACGAGCUCCCGGAGCUUUCGAUUUGCCACCCAAUACCUCCGACGUGCCGGGCAGUUAUGGAUUCGGCAAUGUUUCGCAGCAUGAAUCUGGCUUCGGCAUAACCCCUGCAGUCGUGCACAACCUGAACGAAAACCAGAAUCUCGUAGGAGCCGAACCGCAAGCAGUAGAUCCGGCUCUCCCACGAACCUCGACGACUUCUACCUCAGAACAAGACGGCCACGCUAGCGAACAGCCCGGUGCAACCUCCGGAAAAACGUCGGCCAGACAAACGAAACCACAACUGUUUCCGUCUCUCGUGCUGCUGUGUGAGCGGCAGAUUAUCCGGAGUGGGAAAGUCACCCCCUUCACAGUGUUGGACUUCUUGGACUACGCGAUUUUGUACACGUUGGGGUUGCUGUGGAACUACUGUUUCGACGUGUUGUCAAAAAAUUGGGCGCAGGUUGUGUUGCUGCACCGCGAAGAAAACUUGGAGAAGAGCUACAUCGGAAAAUUGCUCGCAGAGUGGGAAAAAUGUGGGGGCUACCUCGGUUUUCGGAACUCCGUUCUGCUGCAGGUGACUUCACGCGACUUUUUGGAGGAUGAGGAAGAUGCGUAUGCGCAGGGCAGCACCCUUUGCAGUGCUGCGGCGUACUUGAGUACUUCCUACAGCAAGCGAGUUUUGGCGGCUAGCAUGCAGGCCAUGACCUGCAGCAGCAAUGAAGCGUCCAGCACGAAGAGGAAGUCCCACAAACUCGGUAUCUUCUCCAAAAUUAACGGGCUAUGCGCCGAGCAGUACCUAGCAGCGCGUCCGUCCGUAAUCGCCGGAGAGGAGAGCCGAAACAGCGCGGACUACAGUGAGAUGCAGCUGCAGAUGAAUAGCAAUGCCAGCACCACGACGGCACGGGGAUCGUCACAGCUCACGCAGCAGAAAAGCGCCAAUAGCUCGCGGGGCCCCUCCUUCUGGAGUAACAAGAAAAAGAAGCAAAAGCACAACAAGGGACCUCCACCUAGUGCGCAAAAUACUUCUAGGGUCAGCGCCGGAAGCACGGACGAACAGCGCGCGACUCGAGUAGAAGACGAGGAGCUAGAUGAUGGAAGCCAGAAGAGGAGCGCCAACAAGCCGGAUGAACCAAGCAACGAGCAGCUUGACAGCGACUACCUGUACGCGGUGCGGCUUUCCACAGGACUGAUACAAGACGUUUACUCGUCAAAGGGAGCAAAUGAGCGCGCAACUGCUUCAAGCGCCAAAACAAGGAGCGAGCUGGAUGAGGAAAUAGCUAAGGGGCCGUGGACGGAAAUUGGGUCAUCGCGAAAGAGCAAAAGCGAGAAGAAAAGAUCAUCUUUUCACGACGAGGCGCAAGCAAAGUCCCGAAACAGUGUCGCCUCCGAACAGGAACCCGCGCCCUCUACCAAGAGAUCGCUUGUUCUCGGGGACUGGCUUGCAGCUACCCCGGGAAGCGCUGCGGGGAAGGCCAACGGAGGACAGCAUCCACGAGUGCGCGGUGCUGUUGUAGAAAUGAACCAAGUGCGGCCGAAUGCUACAGUCCAAAGGAACCAGAACAAAGGCAAGACCAAGCCGGUUACUCAAUUAUCAGAGACUGCCAACACCACAGCCAAAUCUGCCAGUGAGACGUUGUCGAGCUCCAUAUCAUCACAUGAGCAUGUUGCCGGAAAAAAUUCGCAAGGUGCCUCAAGUGCAACUCCAGGAACUGGCGCUUCGAACUCCUCUGUCUGGGACGUUGGUGGCGUAAGAGCACACACGACAAACACAACCAAGCCCGCCACGCUGGCGGAAAUUUUUGAAGAAGAGCAAGGGGCGCGGCGGGCCAAAGAGUUGCAACUCGCUGCGCAGCAAGCCCAUCACCAUACAGCUACUCUGAGUGCUGGCGCAGGUGCUGUCCCAGCGUCAACUUCCUUGGCAACCUCGGGAGGAGCAGCAGGUCGCGCAAUCUCGAGUUCAAGCUCGACCGGAUCGCGAAAGGGAAGUCUGCCUGCUGUUCCGGUGGAAAUAUUCGUCUCCUCAACAUCAUCUAGAAGUACGACAACAAAUGCCAAAACAACGCCGGCGAAGCACGCGUUGAGCUGCCUUAGUGCGUCGUCUCCCCCGCCGUCCUCGCAGCAAGGGCGUGGACCCGAGUCGUCUUCCUCGACAGCCGUACAAAUACUGUCAUCAACAACUGCGAAAAAUACCAAAAGCGGGAACAAGGUCGACGACCCAACAAAGAAUUCCUGGGGCUUUCAAGCGAUGCCGGAAACGCGGCGCAACUUGGCGUUCGACCUGCAAACGUUGCAGCAGCUAGAACGCAUUGAGCAGGAGGAAGCCGAGAUUGCGGAAAUCGAGGCCCGGUUCGCCGCUAUGGAGCUCGCAGAGGAACUCGACCGACAGGAAUUAUUGGGGGCAGAAGCAGGCUCAUCAUCUGCAGCUAUCGGAAAGCACGGAGCGCGCGGAAAAAAUGAAAAAUUGAAGAACAAUAAGAAAAACGCAGACAGUCGUGGCGGGACAGGCCCCAGCCCGCAGGACAACGAAGUUGUGGAUGCGAAGGUUUCCAAUGGAAAGCAUCGCACCGGCAACAAAGGAAGUGGUAAGAUGGCUAAGGGCAAGGGCACAAAGAAAAUCGAGAAAGGUCUUCACAGUGAGCAUCCAUCCGGGAAGUCGAAUCGCCGCAGCGACGGUGAGAAGAAUGGAACAAACACAUCGACCGCGAGCGGCAAAAAACAGAACCGCAAUAAAGGCAAAAGUAAACAGAACACUGAUGAUGUUGACGAAACACUCUGAAUACUUAGCCACAGCAGAUGAG
Messenger RNA from Amoebophrya sp. A120, 5795 nucleotides. The record is from the annotation of a GenBank genome assembly. NCBI's taxonomy places the organism in Eukaryota, Dinophyceae, Syndiniales, Amoebophryaceae.